GAGAGAGAAAGAGAGGAGAGAGAAGAGAGAAGAGAGAAAGAGAGGAGAGAGAAAGACAGGCGAGAGAAGAGAGAGAGAGAAAGAGAGGAGAGAGAAAGAGAGGAGAGAGAAGAGAGAAGAGAGAAAGAGAGGAGAGAGAAGAGAGAAAGAGAGAAGAGAGAAAGAGAGGAGAGAGAAGAGAGAAGAGAGAAAGAGAGGAGAGAGAAAGAGAGGCGAGAGAAAGACAGAGAGAAGAAAGAAAGAGAGGAGAGAGAAGAGAGGAGAGAGAAGAGAGAAGAGAGGAGAGAGAAGAGAGAAAGAGAGAAGAGAGAAAGAGAGGUGAGAGGAGAGAGAAGAGAGGAGAGAGAAGAGAGAAAGAGAGAAGAGAGAAAGAGAGGCGAGAGGAGAGAGAAGAGAGAAGAGAGGAGAGAGAAAGAGAGAAGAGAGAAAGAGAGGAGAGAGAAGAGAGAAGAGAGAAGAGAGAAAGAGAGAAGAGAGAAAGAGAGGAGAGAGGAGAGAGAAGAGAGAAGAGAGGAGAGAGAAGAGAGAAAGAGAGGAGAGAGAAGAGAGAAGAGAGAAGAGAGGAGAGAGAAGAGAGAAGAGAGAAAGAGAGAAGAGAGGAGAGAGAAGAGAGAAGAGAGAAAGAGAGAAGAGAGAAAGAGAGGAGAGAAGAGAGAAGAGAGAAGAGAGGAGAGAGAAGAGAGAAAGAGAGGAGAGAGAAAGACAGGCGAGAGAAGAGAGAGAGAAGAGAGAAGGGAGAAGAGAGGAGAGAGAAGAGAGAAAGAGAGGAGAGAGAAGAGAGGAGAGAGAAGAGAGAAAGAGAGAAGAGAGAAAGAGAGAAAGAGAGAAGAGAGAAAGAGAGGCGAGAGGAGAGAGAAGAGAGGAGAGAGAAGAGAGAAAGAGAGGAGAGAGAAAGAGAGGCGAGAGGAGAGAGAAGAGAGAAGAGAGGAGAGAGAAAGAGAGAAGAGAGAAAGAGAGGAGAGAGAAGAGAGAAGAGAGGAGAGAGAAGAGAGAAAGAGAGAAGAGAGAAAGAGAGGAGAGAGGAGAGAGAAGAGAGAAGAGAGGAGAGAGAAGAGAGAAGAGAGAAAGAGAGAAAGAGAGGAGAGAGAAGAGAGAAGAGAGGAGAGAGAAGAGAGAAGAGAGAAAGAGAGGCGAGAGAGAGAAGAGAGAAAGAGAGAAGAGAGAAAGAGAGGAGAGAGGAGAGAGAAGAGAGAAAGAGAGGCGAGAGGAGAGAGAAGAGAGAAAGAGAGGCGAGAGGAGAGAGAAGAGAGAAAGAGAGAAGAGAGAAAGAGAGAAGAGAGAAAGAGAGGAGAGAGGAGAGAGAAGAGAGAAGAGAGGAGAGAGAAAAGAGAAGAGAGAAAGAGAGGAGAGAGAAGAGAGAAGAGAGAAGAGAGGAGAGAGAAGAGAGAAGAGAGAAAGAGAGGAGAGAGAAGAGAGGAGAGAGAAGAGAGGAGACCCCUGAGACUCUACAGCAGUAGUAGAGUAGAGGACGGAAACCCAGACACCCUGGUUAAGAACUGGCUGACCCUGGAUGAGACGAUCCUAGCAGACUACCAGAGAGAGGGGGAGGGACCAGGGAGGACGUCUGUGGAGAGGGGAGACCAGUGGUCCAGCUGGCUAGAGGACGGGGGAGAACCCCACCUCUCCUCUCAUUCCCCCUCCCUCCCCCUUCCCGUCCGUCGUCAGCUCUUGCACUUUGAACUCUGCAUAUGA
Molecule: messenger RNA, 1692 nt
Organism: Oncorhynchus mykiss (rainbow trout)
Lineage: Eukaryota; Metazoa; Chordata; Actinopteri; Salmoniformes; Salmonidae
Source: RefSeq, a predicted model, not a curated record